GCAUUGGAAGAAUCGAUGGGGAUCCUAGUACGCAGAUUCUUGCGAGAGGCAGCACAUGAGCUUAAAGAUUCGUGUCCUGGAGUGUCACGACAUUUGCUAUCUGUACUCGGCUCCAUUCCAGAUGACAAGAAAGACAAAAAGAAGCCCAAAGAAAAAAUAUGCCCAUUCUGUUAUCAACUAUUGAUGCCUGGUAUUUAUAAAGUAAGGCUUAAACCAAAAAAGAAAAUAACACCACAAAUUGAGCGCCUUCUGAGGAAAGAAGCAAAGAGCCACAGACUUAACUACAAGCAGACAAAACUUCUGAGGAAAUAUAAACUCGCACGGAGUGUACUGGUAGUUACUUGCAAUACGUGCAGCAAGGUUUCUAAGUAUCCAGGUGAAUGCAGAAAUGUAAUUUCAAGUAAUCCUGGUACUCCCAAAACCAAACGUGGCUUCCCAUCUCCUGAACUGAGGACACCGGGCACAAGCAGGAAAGUGAACAUAUCUUACAGUGAAGAGAAGCUGUGCUCAAAAGGCAAAAGUCCUGUAUCAACGCCAAGGUCUUGUUCUUCUGCACAUGCAUCACCAGCUACCACAGCAAAGAGCGCAAAAAAGGGCAAAUUUCAUUUUUCCCGGUUAAAAAUGCUACUUAGUCAAGAGGAGAAAGAACCAACGAAAAAAAGUGAAUUGAAGAACUUUUUAUUGUCUCUUUGAUACAAUGUCUAAUUUUGUUUUUAUAUUUUAAGGAUCUAGAACAGUGGUAAAAGCACAAUAUAGUUUUAUUUUUGUUGUAGUUCUAUUUGUGGAAUAUGGAGUAUCUUUGACAGGUGCCGUAUUAUUCUGCAUAAUCAUGAGAAUAAUUAUUUCCUUUUACAAUGAACUCUUUAACAUUUAUUUUACAUUUAAAGUGACAGUCUACACCUUAGUCAUCUUAAAGUCUUACUUUAUCCUCCUGCACCUUUUCUAUAUCUUGCAACAGUGACAGUAAAAAAGUUAUUUUAAAAUUGUGUCUGGUUACUUUGAAAUGGCUGCCAAGCCCUGCCCACUGUUGACAUCACAAUCUGGGCUGCAUUAAAAGAUUCACUAGUUACAAAAAGACUCCCUAAUUGGAUUUCACAGACUGCCAAUGCUAUUCAGCAGAGUGCAUAGAUAGAGCUCUGCAGCCCUGAAGACAUUUCCCCAUACAAAGUAGUAGAUUGAUUUUCAUUAAAGGGACGUUAAACGCUAAAUAAAUCAUUGAUUGAAUGAUGUAUUCAGAGCAAAGAUUAGCCUGACAUUAAUUUGUACAUGUAUUGUUUACAUUUUGAAAAGGGUAAAGUUAAUGUUCAUAAAGCAGUGGGUGCCGCUAUAUUGUACCUUAGGUUACCUUUUCUGCUGAGGCCAAUUAGGAAUGGUUAUAAAUGGAUUACUAGAGUUUGCAACCAAUGACUGUGUGGAAUAUAGCUGUGUCUGCACUAUCAUGUUUAAAAUUAAUUGGAAAGCCCACAAUAUUCAGAAUUAAAUUACAGGAAAGGAGAGCAAAAUAAAUAAUGAAAGCAUAUUGCAAAGUUGUUUUACUACAUGUAAUUAAACAUUUUUUAUUAAUAUAUUAAGGUGUUUAAUGUCCCUUUAACAAAUUCCAAAUGACCCCAUGAAUGUAUAAUGGGUGACAUUUUCUUUAUUUGUGAUUAACAAUUUGUCCAAUAAUAUAUAUAUAUAUUGUUUGCCUUUGCACGUCUAAUAAAUCUAUCAGUCUAUCUUUCCACAAUGAUCAUAUAACUUUGAAUUACAGAUAAGCAGAACCUCUAUGUUUUAUUAUUAAGGAAUGUUGUACAUUACAAUAAUUGCAAUUGCUUGAUUUAAUAUAGAACACAAAUAAGGCAAGGCGUUUUAAAAAUGAAGGUUUAAUGUACAGCAUUUAUUAAGAUGGGCUAAAUCAUAGGGCAUUUUACGAUACAUUUGUUUGAUUGUGGAACUACUGAUUAAUUCUUUUUUUUUUUUUCUUUUUUAAUUUAACCAAUUUAACAUUCCUUUUAAUAGACAAUUAAAGUUUGUGACAGGUCUGGAAAUGGGCUUUCUUCUGGGAAAUCAAUGCAUGAUAGUUUGUGAGACUGCCUAAUAAAAAUUAUUAUACAGCA
Molecule: messenger RNA, 2096 nt
Organism: Bombina bombina (fire-bellied toad)
Lineage: Eukaryota; Metazoa; Chordata; Amphibia; Anura; Bombinatoridae
Gene: RMP24
Product: chromosome 5 C18orf21 homolog
Exons: 5
Coding region: 16-693 (225 amino acids)
Biological process (GO): RNA processing
Source: RefSeq, a predicted model, not a curated record